CGGAGGUAGAGGCCAAUAUGAGAAGAAGCGUUUGAAUGUACGUGUGUGCCUUACAUGUUGCUUUGUGUGGUGGGGAUGAGGAAUCGUUUGCUGUUGAGCAUUACAAGAUACGAUUAAUGUCACAUGGAAUGUCGGUUCUUUUGGCAUGGCAAUGGAACUCUGGGGAAACGAGGUCUUGACUGCCGAGACUUCAUCGCAAGACAUUUCGGACGCUCUAAAAUACCUCCUCGAAUGGCCUGCUAUGGCCUGCACAGCAACCCAUAGCUCUACUGCCAAGUAAAACUGCUAGCUGUCCCAACACCACGUGACACACGCCUUGAUCUUUCAUGUGGCCUCCAAUUCAAACUCCCACCUUGCCCAUGCACAGAGACCCAGCAUUUCCCACACACUCCAAAAGCAAUGAACCUCAUACUUGCUACAAUCCUAGCCGCCAUCAUCGCCUACUUUUGGUUAUCAACUACGAGCACCGCACCAGCUGAAUCCUCCUUACCCAUCAAGGCAUCCACAGCAAAGAAACGCAAAAAGACCAAAAAGCCAAAAGAUGCCAAAUCCAGCGAACAAAAACAAAAGGAUCCCGAAAAGACUAUAGUUGCCUCACUAGUACCUACCCCACCUGCACCUACACCCACACCGGUAACCACACCACACACACCCGAUAUGCCCCAAGACACUGAUGAACCCAUACCCACUUCCCGCGUUCUCCUCGUCAAACGAUCUGACCCAGAUCUGGUGGCUUCAGAAGUGGAAGAGGGGUGGGAAAUGGUGGCUGUUCCAUCAAAGAAAAAAGCAAGUAAAACAGAGAAUCACGUACCCAUCGCGUCCCAAGAUCCAACAAAACUGACCAAAAAGCAGCGGGAAAAUCUUCGCAAGGCGGCUCGGAUCAAAGAGUCCAAGCAAGCGCUCCAGGAAGAGCAAGAGUCUCGGUUGAAGGGGUAUCGGAGGGAACAGGAGAAUGCGUGGCUUAAGCGGGAGAUUGCAAAAGAUCAGCAGAAACGGAGUAAACAAGUACGAACAGAGUGGGAGGGGCAGGGGAUUUGGUAGUAGUCGGAUGAGCGUGGAUUGUGAAAUGGGUGAAAAGUGUGUUUUGUAUAUAUGGUAUCUGUUUCUAUUCGCACUAUUUUGAAUAUUCAACUGCGGCGUUGCUCAAUUUGGAAAAACAAAACA
Molecule: messenger RNA, 1164 nt
Organism: Spizellomyces punctatus DAOM BR117
Lineage: Eukaryota; Fungi; Chytridiomycota; Chytridiomycetes; Spizellomycetales; Spizellomycetaceae
Exons: 2
Coding region: 400-1041 (213 amino acids)
Source: RefSeq, a predicted model, not a curated record